AGGGGCGCGCGCGGUGCAGACUCCUCAGCGGCGGUUAACGGUUAACGGUUAACGUUUCUGUUGGAGUGCUAACAAUAUUGUGAACACCUGAAACAUGAAGAAAGCCUUUACCGCCGAACAAAUCUCGGGCUGGUUCACCUCCGCGACGACGUUUGCUAACAUCAAACUCGCAGAAGAGGUGGUGGAAAGAAAAUCUGACGAGCCGUCGUCGAAAGAAACCAGCCCGACAAAGGGCAGCCUGAAAAAUGUGAAAGUUGAUGGAGGGCAGCUCCAAAAACCAGAAUCUGCAGGCAGUACUGCUCCUCCUCCACUUGCCAGCUAUGAGUACCCUACCUUGCCCAUAACAAAAAACAGACAGGAGCUGAUUUCUCUUGUAGAAAACAACUCUGUAGUGAUUAUUCGAGGAGCUACAGGCAGUGGCAAGACCACCCAGCUGCCACAGUUUAUUCUGGACCACUACAGUGAGAAAAAUGCCGCAUGCAACAUCGUGGUCACCCAGCCACGCAAGAUUGGGGCCAGCAGUAUUGCCCGAUGGGUUGCCAAUCAGCGGAAGUGUACCCUGGGUAGUGUGGUGGGAUAUCAGGUUGGACUGGAGAAGAUGGCUACGGAGCAUACCCGGCUAAUCUACAUGACUACAGGAGUGCUGCUGCAAAAACUGGUUUCAUCCAAGUGCCUCACAGAGUUCUCCCACAUUUUUGUAGAUGAGGUUCAUGAGCGCAGUGAGGAGAUGGACUUUCUCCUGCUGGUGUUGAGGAAACUUCUUCAUUCCAACUCUGCUGAUGUCAAGAUCGUCCUUAUGUCAGCCACCAUUAACUGCAGAGAGUUUGCUGAGUACUUCGGCACAACAAUUCAGGGCAAGAUGAACCCAGCCUACGUGUUUGAAGUGGAGGGGACACCCUACGCCAUUGAGGAGUUUUACCUGGAUGACCUCUACAAACUGUAUCCCUACAGGUUUGACCUGCUUCAUCCGGAUGACCCUCGUAUUUCAGAGGAGAUGUACGAUCUUGCCUUCAGUCUCAUCCAGAGCUUUGAUGAGAUGGAGGGCAAAGAUUCCAGCCAAGCAGACAAAGGAGGUGGCAUGACUUCAUCAGAGCGCGGCAGUGUGCUGGUUUUCCUUCCUGGUUUACAUGAGAUAAGCUACAUGCAGGAGGCCUUGGCCAAGCUGGUCCACAAAAGACUGCAGAUUUAUCCUCUUCACUCCACUGUUACUCUGGAGGAGCAGAAUGGAGUGUUUCUAUCACCUGUCCCUGGAUACAGGAAGGUCAUCCUUUCCACCAACAUUGCUGAGAGUUCGGUGACUGUUCCAGACGUCAAAUAUGUAAUUGAUUUCUGCCUGGCCCGUCGCCUGGUAUGCAAUGAAGAGACCAAUUAUCAGUCUCUGUGUCUCACCUGGGCAUCCAAAACCAGCUGCAACCAGCGUCGAGGUCGGGCAGGUCGCGUGUCUAAGGGCUACUGUUACCGUCUUGUUACCAAAGAGUUCUGGAAGAAUGAAAUCCCAGAGCACAUGAUCCCUGAGAUGCUGCUUGCCCCAUUGGCCACCAUCAUGUUAAAGGUGAAGUUGCUGGACAUGGGAGAUCCCCGCUCCAUCCUCUCCACAGCCCUUUCACCCCCCAAUCUUCGUGACAUAGUGAGGACAGUGCUCCAACUCAAAGAGAUGGGUGCGCUAUCUGCGAAAAGUUAUGGCAGGGGGCAAAAUGAGGAUGGCGAGCUUACGUUUCUGGGUCGAGUGCUGGCCCAUUUGCCUGUGGACCUGUACCUGGGGAAGAUGGUUGUCCUGGGCCACAUCUUUGGCUGCCUGGAUGAGUGCCUCAUCAUAGCUGCCUCGCACUCUCUGAAGAGUUUCUUUGCCAUACCAUCCAUGCAGCAGCUUGCCGGCCACAGGAGCAAGUUGGCCUUUGCCCGUGGCACACCAAGUGAUUCCAUAGCUUUUGUCAAUGCCUUCAAGGCAUGGCACUCAGCCAAAAAGAAAGGACAGCUGAGACACCCGAAGGACGAGUUGAACUGGGGAAAAGAGAACUUCAUUCAGAUCAAGAGGAUCAGGGAGGCUGCUGAGCUGUACGAGGACCUGAAGAAUCGAGUGAGCCAGUUCAACAUGCGUGUGCCAGAGAACGCUCAACCCUCGGAUUACACCAGCACACACAGGCAGAAGUUCAUUCUUCAGGUUGUCAUUGCUGGUGCCUAUUACCCCAACUACUUUGUUCAGGGGGAAAUAGAUGAAACCCUGGCCUCCAGAGAGUUGAGUGGCUUCAACCCCAGAACAACAGUGAUGUUGAGGAAGCUCCCUCCAUACAGUUUCCUGUAUUACAAGCAGCUGCAGUCUCUUUUCCGCCCGUGUGGACAGGUCAAAACCAUUUCCUUUGACAGCUCCAGAGCGUACGUGGAGUUCUACAGGACAUCCCAAGACACGGGGGUGCUGCUUGAGGUGUCCCUUGCUCUCCUCAUGGCACAGCUGAGCAGUCCCAUGGAGCUGUCCGUCUACCCUGUUGAACAAAUAGAAGGCUGUACUGGGAACACAAACAUAACCCACAUGAAAUAUGCACGGGUGAACGUAGACUUCCAGAGUCACUCUGUCUGCCCGGUGGGAAUGUUGAGCAACAUUGACCCAGACAAGCUGCCUCCCAACCCCUUGUUUGUGGUCCACAUCACAAAGGUGCUGGAAGUGGGUAAUUUCUGGGGCUUCCGGGCAGAUGAAGCCAGCUUGGAGAAGCAACGGCAUAUGACGGCAGAGAUCAACAAACGUACGCUGAAACCUGUAACUGUGUCGCUCUAUCCCAACCUGCUGUGUCUGGCUCCCUUCUCCGAGUUCAAUGACCAGAGCAUGUACUACCGCGCCAAGAUCCUGCACAUGCGUGGCAACUCAAUAGAGGUGUCGUUCUUGGACUUUGGCAACACAAGUGUUGUUGCCAGCAACAGUCUCCGUGAACUUCCUUCUGACCUCCUGUCCCACCCCUUCCAGGCUCAGGAGUUCCAGGUUACUGAAAUGUGCCCUUCAGCCCAGUCCAUCAUCCUGGGCAACCAGUGGAGCAGCCAAGCCCGCGACCGUUUCAUCACACUGGUGAAGGGUCAUUCGCUCCUUGUGUUGCUGUACUCCAUCCUGCAUGAUGUCAUGCGCGUGCAGCUGCUCAUCAACACAGAGAUGACAAACAGGAGCGUGGUAGACAUUCUGGUGGAAGAAGGACACGCUGUGAGGGCUGAAGAGAGCUUUGACUCCAAGCAAAACCAUGAGGCACUGAUGACACUGUACAAGGACAUGGAGACAGGUAGAUAUGUCCCCAACUCUGGCGGCAGUUCCUGGAGCGGUCGCAAGGAAGAGGAGAAGCAGCUUAUUGACAACCUACUCAACGAAUUUUCCUGGAAUCGCCAUCCCUAUUCCAAGACCAGGGCUCACCCUCGUGGACCAUUCAGUCCUAAUAAGAUACAGUUCCACAGCUUGAGCCGCAAGGCCCACUACAAGACGGUGUGCAUUGAGAAGAGCAGCAUCAACUCCUUGGCCCUGAGUGAUACCCCUCACUACAAACAUCAGAGGGUGCUGGUGGCUGGGACUGUGUCAGUGAACCCCACAGGGACACGGAUCCUACUGAAAGAUACCACCAACAUGCCAGACAUCCCGGGACUGCCUUCACUCAUCACCAUGCUCUUCACCCCUAUCAUGGAGCUACGCACUAACAAAGAGAGGACCUGCUACACUGGCGCCCUCUGUGGCUUGGGCUGGAACAGUCAAACGAACGAGGCCAUUCUCCCCGAGCACGACAUCGAACUCACCUUUGACGUCAAGUUUGAUGUUGAAGACAUCACUGAGAUCAAUGCUUUGCGAGUGGCUAUAAACCGUCUGGUGUGCGAAGGGCUUGGUGGCUCUUUGCAUCUGGGGCCUGAAAGGACCAGCCACCUGCAGGAGGACUGCAGGGACCGCCUCAUAAGACUGUUCACCAAGUCACCGCCAAGGGAAGCGGUCACUCCAGUGUACUACGAAAAACCUGAGAAAUGGAACCAGGUGGAUCCCGCUCUGAGGAUGGAUGUUGUCGAGCCUGGACAUGGAAGGAGCAGAGUUGUUCUCUUCCAGCUGCAUCCUGUCACUCUCCUCAACCGCUGAAAGGCCGUUGUGCAUGUUUUUGUGUUAAAAAGGAUCUGAUGUACCAUGAUUAUUUACAUGGAAUUUUAAUUUAGUUAUCUUCAGAGGAGUAUAUUUUUUUUAAGUUCAAAUGGGACUGUCGAUUUCAGCACAGUAAAAUCCUCAAUCCUUUUAUUUGUUGUUUGUUUGUGCUCCCUGUUCAAAUAGGUGGCUGUAAAGGUUCAUCCUCUGGGGCCAUUAAAAAUAGUGGUUUGCAACAGAUGAGGCUUGUCAGUCAGUCUCCAUUCAAACAUGGUCUCAUUGUGACCCAUGAGUCAGGUUAAAUAUAAACACACGCACUAAACUCCUACUACAAGUAAAGAUGUGUGUCCGUGCCAGAAUUCAUUGGCUUGUAUUUAUAGCUCCAGUUUCAAAUCCAAAGUGUUACCACCUCAAACUUAGCCGUGGUGUCACACACAAACACAUCUUCAGUCAUCAGAAGUCGUCUUAUGAACGUGAACUCGUAAGUAAAAUGGCUGAGGAGAUGUCAUACAUCAAGGUACAUUUAUUUUUCUUAUUCUUGUAAUUAAAUACAUAGUGUAAGUGCAAAUAGUUAGAGAGUCCAGGGUCUAAAGAACUACAGAGUAUAGUUGAACAUAGUACAAAGUUGG
This is a messenger RNA of Larimichthys crocea (large yellow croaker), 4719 nucleotides long. RefSeq names its product tudor domain containing 9 (gene tdrd9). Gene Ontology annotation, cellular component: intracellular anatomical structure. Lineage: Eukaryota; Metazoa; Chordata; Actinopteri; Sciaenidae. The record is from RefSeq and is a predicted model, not a curated record. Bases 95 to 4090 code for a protein of 1331 amino acids. Gene Ontology annotation, molecular function: RNA binding; helicase activity; ATP binding. The transcript has 35 exons.